Molecule: messenger RNA, 441 nt
Organism: Colletotrichum spaethianum
Lineage: Eukaryota; Fungi; Ascomycota; Sordariomycetes; Glomerellales; Glomerellaceae
Exons: 2
Coding region: 1-441 (146 amino acids)
Molecular function (GO): peroxidase activity
Source: RefSeq, a predicted model, not a curated record
AUGCUGGCCUUCAACUUUUCGCGGACCGUGGCCGCAGCACCCGUACCCGCUGCGCUAGAAUACGCCACUACGGGCGUCAACGGGACGUUCCACCUCGACGACCUUGCUCGGAAACCGCUCGACCACAACGGUAGCCUAAAUAAGGGCGACCUCGCGCAGGGGGAUAAUCUACGGUUAGAGGACGCGAGGAGAGCAAAUCCGGCGUUCGAGCUGGAUGCGGCGCGGGUUGCGGCUACAUUUGGUCAGACGAGCGGGGUGCUGACGGCGUUCGGGGGGAGUGUACAGGACGGCAAGGCGAGGAAGAACUGGAUUAAUGCGAGCUUUGGGGAGGACCGGCUGCCGUGGGCCCUCGGAUGGAAGACGUCUGAGAACAUGCUCGAGGCGGCGGACCUUGGGCCCAUGGCCAAGGCCUUGAGAGAGUACGCACCUGAGGGUGUCUGA